AUGAAAUCCCUGAGUGUUUCACUGGUGGUCCUGUGGCUCCAGCUAAAUGGGGUGAGCAGCCAGGAGAAGGUGCAGCAGAGCCCAGAAUCACUCAUUGUCCCAGAGGGAGCCAGGACCUCUCUCAACUGCACUUUCAGCGAUAGUGCUUCUCUGUAUUUCGCAUGGUACAGACAACAUCCUGGGAAAGAACCCAAGGAGCUAGUGUCCAUCUUCUCCACUGGUGAAAAGGAAGAAGGCAGAUUCAAAAUUCACGUCAUUAAAGCCAAUCUACAUGUUUUUCUGCACAUCAGAGACUCCCAGCCCGGUGACUCUGCUUUCUACUUCUGUGCAGUGAGCACACAGUGCUCCCCAGGCACCUGCAGCCUGCAUGCAAACCUACUGUGCAGUACCAGCCCUGACAUAGAUCACAGACCACACAGGAUGAACAGUCAAGUAGCAGAAGAGAAUCCUUGGGCCCUGAGGAUCCUCGAGGGUGAAAACGUCACUGUGAACUGUAGUUACAAGACAUCCAUAGCUGCCCUACUGUGGUACAGACAGAAGUCAGGCCAAGGUCCUGCCCUGGUAGUGUUAAUACGUUCCAAUGAGAGAGAGAAGCACAGCGGGAGACUAAGAGCCACCCUUGACACCUCCAGCCAGAGCAGCUCCCUGUCCAUCAGUGCUGCUCAGUCUGCAGACACUGCUGUAUACUUCUGUGCUACAGAUGCACAGUGUGGGGCAGGCACCUGCAGCCCUGACACAAACCCUCAGGGCUGCUUCCUAGACCCCAACUGUGGGUGA
Rattus norvegicus (Norway rat) is the source of this 777-nucleotide messenger RNA. The record is from RefSeq and is a predicted model, not a curated record. Lineage: Eukaryota; Metazoa; Chordata; Mammalia; Rodentia; Muridae.